Brettanomyces bruxellensis is the source of this 1125-nucleotide messenger RNA. RefSeq lists its product as uncharacterized. The record is from RefSeq and is a predicted model, not a curated record. The transcript has a single exon. The coding region runs from base 1 to 1125 and encodes 374 amino acids. Gene Ontology annotation, cellular component: endoplasmic reticulum. Gene Ontology annotation, molecular function: calcium ion binding. Gene Ontology annotation, biological process: endoplasmic reticulum calcium ion homeostasis. NCBI's taxonomy places the organism in Eukaryota, Fungi, Ascomycota, Pichiomycetes, Pichiales, Pichiaceae.
AUGGCAUUUGCUGCAGAUAGCAGUAGUGUGACCAGUUCUGUGACUUCAGCUGCAGCAGAAGCAACUUCUACUGCUGGUGAGCUGACAUACGAAAAAUUGGCUGAAAUGUCAUUGAAAGAGAGACUCUUGGCAUACCCAUGGCAGCUUGAGAGAUACUCAGUUGGCUUUGUUAUUGGAUACUUGAUUGUUUUCACGUUGGGCUCAAAAUAUAACCGCAAGAUGGUGGACAAGUUCGUCAACGCUAUUUUGCCAGCUUUAAAGGACAACUUUUUCCAGGUUGGUGUUACGAAGUCAAAGCUAUUGGCACAGGAUGACCAGCAGCACUUCACUUUAUACGCAACUGGCAGAUUGAGAGUUGAGUCCAUGAUUUCAAGGAUCGUUUUACAGGCUCGUCAAAACCCACUUAUGUGGAUCAUGGAGUAUGGAACAGGUUUCUUUUUUGACUCCAUUCCAUACCCUGAAGAUAAGGUGACGGUUGAGUUCAAGUUGGAUGAAGAUGCUUCAUCAAAGUUUGAUAAUUUUAUUUGGGCUGUUGUCACAAAGGACCACAUGAAUGACUACAGAAAGGAAAACUACUAUCUCUCUUUAACUAAGACUGCAGAGAAUCCAGAUCUUCCUCCUGAAUACGUGUUUAUGAAUGAGGUUCCUGAAAUGAACAAGGUUCUAUACUCCAAGAAACUACAAUCUCUUUUGACAAAGUCCAAAAAUUUCCUUCAGUUCUUUGCCAUUACCGAUCAACCUUCUGACAAGCCGGAAAACCUUUCUGAGUUGAAACCAAAGAAGAAGUUCGUGUUACAGAUGUCACUUCCAAGAAGUGAUUCCGAUCUAGCUGCUGUCAAGGAGUUUGUUACCUUUUUGCUAAACGAGUAUAUCGAUCACGUUUGCAGGAAGGCCGUUUUCAGACCAGAGUUGAGCAAGAAGUGCAAGAAAACUAGAGAAAUAGAGUAUUCUAAGCUGCAGAAACUUCUUGAGGAGGAGCGUAAGGAGAAGUUGAACAGUGACAAAACGGAGAGGGAAAGAGCACGUAUAUCAAAGUUGAGUCCAAACCAACAGGAGAAGCUCUUGAAAAAACAGGAGAAGAGAAAGCAGAGGAGAGCAAUGAACAAGCAAAAGGUUCGUAUGUAA